Messenger RNA from Parastagonospora nodorum SN15, 141 nucleotides. RefSeq lists its product as hypothetical. Bases 1 to 141 code for a protein of 46 amino acids. The transcript has 2 exons. Lineage: Eukaryota; Fungi; Ascomycota; Dothideomycetes; Pleosporales; Phaeosphaeriaceae. The record is from RefSeq and is a predicted model, not a curated record.
AUGUCACUCGCACACGAACAGGGGAGCAUGGGUGGUAUGAGCUAUUCUGGAAGUUUACCUCCCUAUGGUGUACACAAGUGGGAGGAAGCCGACACCUCAAUAUCACUCUACACGCUUUGCGAUAUCAUUCGAUCAAUGUGA